This is a messenger RNA of Aspergillus wentii DTO 134E9, 614 nucleotides long. RefSeq lists its product as uncharacterized. The transcript has a single exon. The record is from RefSeq and is a predicted model, not a curated record. Lineage: Eukaryota; Fungi; Ascomycota; Eurotiomycetes; Eurotiales; Aspergillaceae. The coding region runs from base 167 to 529 and encodes 120 amino acids.
UUGUUUUUAUAUUCUUGUCACUUUAUUAUCUUUUAAUAUUUCGGAUACCACUUGGAUCAACAUACAUGUACAGCAAUAUUGGAUUUGUUUAUACGCGGGGGGUUGGGAAGAGAAAACCAUCAUGUACGAUUAUAGACGAAUAUGACUUGACAUUAAUACUAGACUCAUGCGAUCCAUAUUGCUUUUUCCCCUCCACAUGGCUGUUUCUGCACGUGGCUGCAGUGACACCAAACAAUCUCUCCGGGGCAUCCUGAAGCAUUUCCCAAUCUGGCAAUUCUCAGACGGUCGUUUCCCCGCCUUUUUCUUCCCCAGCCAGAUCAAAAGGCCUCUUCUUCUUUUUCCUCUUCUUUGUUGCUUCUGCUGUCGUCAAGUUUUCUCCGCAUUUCAGUCUGGGCAUUUAUCUCUCUUUGUCGUCUCGGUCAGACUCAUCUCGAUCUUUGUGGUCCAUCGCAUCCCCGCUUUUUCUUCAACUCCACAUUUUCUCACUUUCCCGCUUGUUUCUCCCGCUUUUCUUCGGUCUCCGGAAUGAUGAUUCUCCCUCAUUGCUGACCACUUUCUCUUCUUCUCCCCUAUCGCGUUUUCCCUAGACUCUCUCUUUUCUUCCUUCCUUUUAC